This is a messenger RNA of Cervus elaphus (red deer), 7761 nucleotides long. RefSeq names its product outer dense fiber of sperm tails 3 like 2 (gene CIMAP1D). NCBI's taxonomy places the organism in Eukaryota, Metazoa, Chordata, Mammalia, Artiodactyla, Cervidae. The transcript is spliced from 4 exons. The record is from RefSeq and is a predicted model, not a curated record. Gene Ontology annotation, cellular component: cytoskeleton; cytoplasmic microtubule. Bases 6383 to 7216 code for a protein of 277 amino acids.
AAUCGAGGCUUCUGGGGCGUCUCAGGGGCUGGGGUGGGGUCGUGACAAGGGUCGUGUAAUUGGACGGGGUCCGUGCUAGGCGGUCAGGGUCCUUGUUGCCAGAUGGCUAGGGUUCGGUCGCCCGGCCCAGGGUCACGGUGCUGGGGCCCUGAGUGUGUUCUCUAGCGCUGGAGGAUGACCAGGUUCAUGCUGAGGCUGGAUUUGUCGCACGGGUCCAGAUAAGGAUCAUUCAUUAAGUCACCGAGUAGUUAUUGAGCACCUGUGUGUCCAUGCUCAGCCGUGUCCACGCCUUUGGGACUCCUCUGUCCAUAGGAUUCUCCAGGCGAGAAUACUGGAGUCGGUAGCCAUCUCCUACUCCCAGGAUCUACUGGACCCGAGGAUGGGACCCGCGUCUCUUGCGUCACCUGCACUGACAGGUGGAUUCUUUACCACUGCGCCACCUGGGAAGCCACUCGUCUCCAAGCACUGUUCUAGGUGCUUGAGAGACAGCAGAGAGCAAAGUGGGCAGACCCCGCCUGGAGGGUCUUCCCUUCUAAUUGGGGCGGGGAGGGACCAGGAGGUGUAAGCGUUAAGUAUACUAAACAGGCAGCAGUGUGCCCAUGGGACUUCCCAGGUGGCACUGGUGGUAAAGAACCUGCUUGCCAAUACAGGUAAGAGACUCGGGUUCAACCCCUGGGCCUGGAAGAUCCCUUGGAGAAGGGCAUGGCAACCCACUCCAGCAUUCUUGCCUGGAGAAUCCCAUGGAGCGAGGAGCCUUUUGGGCUACAGUCCAUGGGGUUACAGUCAGACACGACUGAAGCGACUUAGCACUGGAGCACUAGCGUGUGCUUAUAAAUGUUGAACAGCUAGCACUUUUAGGGCAAAAAGCCCUGCUCUGUGGCACAUACUAAUUCUGGGAUGUAAAUACUCCCUUCAUGGGUGAUUUCAAGCUGCCAUCAUGACAUCAGCUUGCAAAUAAAACUUCUGCAAAUUUAAGCCAGCUCUCACAAGCCCCAGCCCAGCACUGCACUGGGGGUCAAUGCUGUACUAUAUUAGUGGGUGAUAAACACAGUGGGAAGGGCUUCCCAGCUGGCUCAGCAGAAAAGAAUCCUCCUGCCAGUGCAGGAGCUGCAGGAGACCUGGGUUCGAUCCUUGGGUGGGGAAGCCUGGAGGAGGAGAUGGCAAUCCACUCCAGUAUUCUUGCUGGGAUAAUCCUAUGGACAGAGGAGCCUGACGGGCUAUGUCCAUGGAGACUGGGACACAUUUGAGUGACUGAGCACACGCACAAAGGCAGUGAGAAAAAGGGGAAUUGGCAGUGUGGAGGUCGGGCAUGUAUAGGGUGACACUGGGUGGCCACAUGGGAAGGUCUGAGCAAAGACUUGGGGGAAGGGAUGAGAAUUAGGAAGCAUCUGUGUGGGAAGGGGUGUUCCAGGUAGAAGAUACAGUAUAUGCAAAGGCCUUGCAGCUGGAGCUGCCUGGCGAGCUCCCGGAAAGCAAGGAGGCCAGAGGGGCAUCCCUAGGGAUGGGGAAGGCCAUCGAGGGGAGAUAGGACCUGGUUGUGGUCAGGUCAGACUUGGUGGGCCUCAGGAAAGCCUCGUAGACCCUCUCAGCCCCCCAGUUUGAGGCCUUCUUUCCCAGGAACCUUUUGUCUUCAUCUUCAUAACGGGGACUAGGCAGGCGUGCAGCUGAGGACCCAGAGGAACAGGAGAGCUACUCCCACCCCGCCUCGCGGGGGUCCCUGUUGGUCUGAGUGGGGAGCUGGCUCUUUCCUGAAUGGAGGCAUGAGGGGAGCUGGAAGGUUUGCUGGGUCCUUCUGGAAUGGAGGCAGGAGGCGAGCUGGCAGGUUCGCUGGGUCCUUGUCCAUCUGAGAAGAACAAGGCUUCCUUGUUAGCAUCCCCGCCUUCCUGGAACAAAGGGGCAGGCAGCCACCAAGGCACGUGAGCCUGAGUCAGGCCCUGCCGAGGGACAAUUGUGAGCACCCUGGGGAGGUGGGAGGUGAGAGAUCGCAGGCCAGAGGGCAGAGGGAGAGUUGACACUGCGUGGGGCAGCGUCCUGAGAAUACCUGCCCCCUGGCCCGCUCCACCCACUGUGCCAGGGACAGAACAGCAGGCUGGCCUAUAAUCCAGCUUCUCACUUUCAGCACCCAGACAGCUUUAGAGAUGGUGGGGGACCUCAGCUCAACUGUGUCAAUAGCCCCCACCCCUUUCUUCUGUGGGUGUCUGUGCACCGGGUCUGGGCCAGCGAUGUGCUGACCCCAGGACAGGACACGCACACCUUUGCCUCAUCUGUGUGUGUGUGUGUGUGUGUGUGUGUGUGUGUGUGAGAGAGAGACAGGAAGGAGUGGGGAGAAAGGACAGUAAACUGCUGAAGAAAGCAGCUGGUCUGAGCUCAGGUCCUUCAGAGAUUCCACUCUUGACACCUCUCUCCUAAUGCUGUCCGCUCCUCUCCUCUGCUCCGGUCUCCAGGGCUCCCACCUCCUCAGGUUCACAGCCAAGGUAUACCUGCACCCACAGAACCCACAGAUGACCAGCAGCCCACCCCGUACAGCUGGUCCACCUUGUGUCCAUGUGCAUCUCCUGCUGGAGUCCCAAGCCCCCAACCCCAAGACUGAACUGAUGAUCAUCUAAAGCCUGCCCUGGGACUCCCCAGUGGUCCAGUGGUUAAAACUCGCUGCUUCCACUGCAGGGGGCAGUGGGUUCAAUCCCUAGUUGGGGAACUAACUGACCAAAACGUAAUGCCCCAUAAAUAUUUAUACAAAAUAGAAUAAAAUAUGUAAAGCCUGCCCUUCCCACCUCUGCUUCCUCCCAGGUACCCGCAUCUCCAUCCUUUGAGGUGAGCCAACCAAAGCUCUGGGGCCCUGUAGCUGCUUCCCUCAGUCAAAUCCACUUGCAGACCUUGUUGUUUCCAGUUUUAAAGCAGACCCAGAACCCCUGCUUCUCGCCCACUCUUCCAUACCUGCUCAGCUGGCCCCACCAUCCCCCAACCCCAAUUCCCCCUCUCAUCUUCACUCCUCACCUUCUCCCCCACCAUCGCCCCAUCAUCUCUCUGUCAUCCAUCACCCCUCCCCCACCCCUCCAAGGCACCCCCAUCCCCACCCCUUAGUCCCUUCUCCCAGGGUCCCAGUGCUGCCCACGGCGUGUUCUCCCCGAAACCGCCAGAGGGCGCUUGUGAGCAGAGAGCGGGAUGCGACCCUGCUCAGCCCCUUCUGCGCCCCGGGUCCUCACCUCCUGCCCCAACCCCUCGCUCAUCCUCCCAGCGGCCCCUCCCACCCGCCAGGCGCAGGGCUGCCCCAGGGCCUUUGCACAGGUGGUGCUCCCGUCAGGUGCCGCCAGGUGCGCCCUCUCACCAGGUCUCCCUGCUCUCUCCCCACCUCCUUCUGGUCUCUGCUCCGGUGACUUCCCCACUGAGGCCUCCCAGGCUGCACACCCACAGCUCUGGCCCCUUCUGACCACCCCCCUCCCCCGCGUUCUUCUUCUACUUGCCUGCCUGUCUAAGUGGAAAGGAGAGGUGGGGAGGUUGUGGGUUUCCUUCACCCCUGUUUCCCCGGUGCCGGAGACUGUCAGGCCCACAGCUCUGUCCUGGUGGAAUUAGUAGCUGUGAUGAGGGCUGUAAUCAGAGGAGCACUGGCUGUAUUUAGGCCUCAGCUCAGCCGGGCAGCCUCAGUGGAUUCUGCCCGCACCGGGGCCGGAGCCCCGCUCUCACGCCCAGAUGGGCUUCCGUUUUCAAAUUCUCUGGCUUGCCCUCUGCUGCCCAUGUCAGUUUGGAUUAAAAUGCGGCUUGUGCCCCUGUAGACUUUGAGUUGUUCACAUCUCAGCCCGCUUGCUGGAGUGAAGAUUUCUGGGCUAAAGAGAGAGAAGUGGGCCAGCAGUGGUGGCCAGGUGGGCUGUGGGGAUGAGCUCGAGUGGGGUGGGGCCUGGGCCUGGGGGUCCCCCGAACACCCUGCACAGGCUCAGGCUGCCUGUUUUUCCUAUUCACUGCCCCCCACCCCGCAACUCUGUUAGCUCUUGGCUUCUCACAGUCAGAAAGGGGAAUGGAGCCCUGGAUGGAUUCUGAAUGUAGGGUCUCAUCCCUACAUUCAGAAGGGCUGGGUCACCAAGAGGAAAUGGAGGUGGUGGGAGCCAAGUCCAGUGUCUUCAGCUGUCUUCACUCAAGGGCUGACCAAGGUAGCCUGGGCUGGGGGCCUAGAAAUGGGGAGGGCUGGGUCCUUCCACCCCCUGUCCUGGGCCCCAGGGCUGGCCAAUUCCUGGGCUCCUGCACAUCUAGCCAGUGUGGGUCCCUGAGAGGCGCCAAUGGGCAGGAGGAGAGGGAGGUGGGUAUUCAUCCCCCAUCUCCCACUUCUGUCCAUGACUCUGCUGAGGAGCACAUGGCUCAUUGAGUGUCGGGGCCACCGGUGCCUGAGGAUGGAGCUGGCUGUGGGCUGAUGGGCAGAAGCGUGCGUCCUGGGGAGGGGAGCAGGUGAAGGCCCUGAGGUUCCCAUCCAAGGGGCAGGAAGCCGGCUGGUGUGGCCACAGGGUCGUGGAUGAGGGCUGAGGGCUAGGAGUCCAGGGCAGAGGGGAGCAGGGAUGAGACAGGGAGGGCUUGGGUUUUAUCCUUAGGAUGAGGGAAAUCCAGAGAUUUCAGCACACCCAGAAAACUGAGCAGGAAUUAGAACCUGGGAGAAGCCCUUGUGCCAAGCUUUGCUCUAAAGCCUGAGUCAGUGUUCCAUGCAAUCCCUACACUCCCUCCCCCCCACACUGCCGCCCCCUUCCCCCGACUCACCCUCCCUUCCUCCCCACUCUGUCUUCCCUCCUGUGACCAGAGGAGGUCAGAAUCCACACCUCUCAUGCGAUGCUAGGAUAAUUAAACACUGCGAUGCUGGCCCAGGAUACCUGAGUCCCAAGCUAGCAACCUAGUGACUGGGACAGGGUAAAUGCCUCUGGCUUCGCACAGACUUCCCCCAGAGCCUGCAAGUCUGCAGUGCUGCCGGCCUGCUGUCCUGAUGUCAUUGAUUCACCGCACUGGUUUCUUGUUGAUCCUUUUAAAGAAUCAGCUUUUUGGUGGUGGUGGUGGGGCUUCGUUAAUUCUUUCUACAGUUUUCUGUUUGAUGCAUUUCUACUUCGUUUUUAAAAUCUCCCUCCGUCUACCCACUUGUACUCUUACAUUUUUCUAGUUUUUAAAGGUGAAACCUUAGGUCGUUGAUUUUAAGAUCUUCCUUUCUAUAUUUUUAUUUAUUUACUUGUCUGCACUGGGUCUUAGUUGCGGCAUGUGGAACCUAGUUUCCCGACCAGGGGUCAAACCGGGGCCCCCUGCAGUAGGAGUCGGGAGGCUUAGCCACUGGACCACCAGGAAGUCCCAAGAUCUUUUCUAACAUAGCAUUUGACUUGUUUUAUGACCUUUGACACAGACUAUAACAUUUUGAAUAAAAAGGUUCAAAAAUUAUAGAAUGCCUAAAAAUCAUAUGGUAUGCGAAUGGUCACUCAGAACACCUGUUAACAUGUUGCACUGCAAAAGGGUGUGACCACACAGCAGCAAACAAGGAUGCUCUGAAGACAAGGAAUGUGAACUCUGCUUGGCCAGGCUUAUCUGAGCCCGGUCUCAGAGCCCGACAUGGGUUGGGGUAGGGGGAGCCUUCCUGUGUCAGGGACAGUGACGCUCUGUGUCUCUGGCUUCUGGGAGGAGGGGGCUUCCUAGACGACCACAGCCAACCCUUGGCCCACGUGGCUCCUGUCCCGGACUCAGCUCGGCCCCCUCCUAUCCUGAAAUGCAGUGACCACUCAUCCCGCCCUGCUCUUUGUUUGCAGAACAUGUAACACCUUUUAAGGUAUGAAGUGCUCCUUUAUACAUUUACUGCUUAUUUCCUCUUGCCCCCUGACCCAGCCCAAGCAGGAACUUAGUACAGAGUCGGUGUUCAGUGAGAACUUCCUAGAUGAGGGAAGGAGGGGAGGAAGGAAUGCUUCUUGGCCCAGAGUGGCAAUCUUGGACCGUGCCUCGGCCUCCCCAGCUGUAGAAACAGGGUCACACUGCCCAUGAUCUCGCCCGUCCCUCCUGCCACCAGGCUGUGGAUGUCCUGUUUGUGGCUCCAGCUCCCGGGAGCCCGCUCUGGCCUGGGCUGCCCAGCUCGGCUGGCUCCCGGGGGACCGGCUCUGCUGACAUUGGACUCUUUCCUGGACUGUCCAGCCGCCUGGCUGACACUCGAUCCUGGCCCCACUUCCAGGCCAGUGACCGCCGGCCAGCCUGAUCAGGCCAGGGCCCCAGACUCCCUGCCGUGGGACAAGGGGCCGUCUGUGCCGUUCCGGAUGGUGUGGUUGGCCGGGGCUCUGCCAACCCUGCAGGAGCUGCCAGCAUCAAGGACAGUGCCGGCACCUGUGGCCCAGAGCUGCGCGGCCAAGGAGCAGACACCAGGAGCCAGGGGCAUCCGCCCACCAUGGGGACCCUCACCUGCGACCCGGCUCCACAGCUGACCCCGGCGCCUCUGGGCCGGCGGACCACUGACUGUCAGAUCCCGGAGACCAGCCUGAGGAGGACCUGCGGGGUGGCCACCUUGGAGCAUGGCUCUGGGCCAGGCUUGUAUGCCCUGCCUUCCACCGUUGGCUACAUCAACCACGACUGCACCAGGGUAGCCGGUCCUGCCUACUCACUCUUCCGGAGGCCCAUUGAGGCACCUCCCCAGGAGACCAGCCCUGGGCCAGUCUACUUCCUGGACUCGAAAGUCACCCGCUUCGGCCGCAGCUGCACCCCUGCCUACUCCAUGCAGGGCCGGGGCAAGUCUCCUGGUCUGGAGGUGACACCCGGCCCUGGGGCUUACAGCCCAGAGAAGGUGGCCCCCAUGCGCCAGCGGACGCCUCCAGCUUUCACCCUGGGCUCCCGCCUCUGCCCACGGCCCCUGAACACCUCAGCCCCUGCCCCCAACACCUACACCCUGCCCUCCCUCUGGGGCUCGCAGGUCUUCACCAAGCCCAGCAGCCCCAGCUACACUGUGGCUGGCCGCACGCCCCCCGCCCGCCCCCCGCAGGACCCCGCGGAGAUACCUGGCCCUGGCCAGUAUGACAGCCCGGACCCCAAUGCCUACCGUCAGCGCCGGCCGGCCUUCACCAUGCUGGGGCGGCCCCGAGCCCCACGGCCCCCAGAUGAGACACCCGGCCCUGGCAGCCACAGCCCCGAGCAGGUCACUGUGACCAAGGCCAGGGCCCCGGCAUUCACCAUGGGCAUCCGCCACUCCAAGCGGGCUACCACCAUGGCCACAGACACUGCACCCUGACACCCUCGUGACAGGUGACAGGAUGCCUGGCCCACUCCUGGGUUGAGCCUCAGUCUCCAGUGCUGUGAAGUGGCAGGGUAGGCAGGCGGUUUGGGGGGCGGAGCCUAGGAGAAGCCAGGGUGAGGGGAAGGCACCUCCUUCCUUCCUGUCUUCUGAAAGGUCCAAGGUCCUUCUAGGCCACUGCUUUCUCCAGUCCCAGGGCCUGUGAUCCCAUGGUCCCCACAGGGUGAGUCUCCUUCCAGCGUCCCACUUUCUUCUGUCCAGGUCACACCGGGCCAGGCCAGGCCAGGUGGAAAAAGGGACACUCUGGCCUUCCCCAGCCCUGGCCAGAGACACGGCUUCCUGUGUCCUGCAACUCAGUGUCCGCCCGCAAGGACCUGGGUCCCCAGCAUGGCUCGGGUUUCUGUCUCACUUGGGCUCAUCCCUGCUACUCGUGGAAGGGCUGUUUGGGCCCAGAUCCUGCUGGAGGCAGCCCUGCCGCCCUCCCUACCUGCCCCACCCUCUAGCUGCCUGCCAAUAAAAUUCUGGGGCACCGGCAGCCGUCA